AUGGACUUACAAUAUUCCUCGGCAUCGGAACCCUAUUGCAUAUACAAUCGUACCGAAUAUUCCUACAUUAAUGUAACCAAAACAAGAGAAGUAAAAGUGGCCCAACCUUGGUAUAAAAAGCUCUCCAAACCCAAAACCAAAAUCGAAGAAUAUGUCGAACAAGAGGCGGUGGCAAAAAUUGUUCCUGUACGAGGCUGUUGUGAGGGUUAUGAAAUGUCCGAACUGCAAAUGUGUGAACCACGUUGCCUUAAGACAUGUCCACAAAAUUCCAAAUGUGUUGAACCGGAGGUGUGUAAAUGUUCGCCCGGCUAUUUCUCUUCAUUUUCGGAACGUGAUGGUCGCCAUUAUUGUGAACCGAUCUGUGAGAAACCCUGCCCUGCACAUAGUGAAUGUGUAAAGCCUAAUGAGUGUGCCUGCCACAAUGGUUAUCAUCUGUUUGAGGGUACGGAGUGUAGACCUUAUUGUGCUUCAGGCUGUCCCUUCCAGGGUAAAUGCAUAGCACCCAAUCAAUGUGAAUGUUCGGAGGGCUACAAAGCAGAACAGGGAACAUGUUCGGCGAUUUGUUCCCAGGGCUAUGUAUGGAAUGUAAAUACCAAAGAAUGUGAACCAAAUCCAAAUGGAGCUGAAGAAGAGCAGGAAUAUCAACCUUUGAAAAAUGAUCCCCAACAGGAUACGAAUUCUUCAACGGAAAGGCAGCCAGAAAUCGAGACAGACAUUGAUACCUGGCGGGAAGAUGUUGAUCCCAAUCAGGUAUUUGAUGAAAUUAUUGAGACCACCACCAGCACCACCGAUAACUUGGAUGGUGGAAGUCCAAGUAGUGAUAGUGGGGAUGGGGACCACACCAAAUGUCCCGAUGAUUAUGUGCGCUAUCGAGGCCAAUGUCAGCCCUUGAAAUUUGCCAUUGAUGAAAUUGAUUGUCGGCUAAAGCCAUGCACAGAUCCUCAUGCAAUUUGUAGCGAAAAUGGAACCUGUUCCUGCCAAGAGGGUUAUAGAAUGUUAAAGAGAGCCUUUAAUCAGGCAGAUACGACAGAGUCCACGAAACCUGUAAUAAAAUCAGUUUGUUUAACGCCAGAGGCAUAUGAGAAGUUUAUGGCAAAUCCUACAGAGAAUUUUAAUGAUCAUGAGAUAGUGAAUGUAAUUGAAGAAUCCUCACAUAUUACGGCGAUAUGCUUAUCGGUCGUGGGAGUCCUUGCCUUGGUGGCCGCUUUGAUUUAUGUCGGAUUGAGAUUUGUGCGUCGGCAACAUGAUGAAAUGGAUGUGGAGGGCAAACAGCUAGAAUGCACCUAUGAUAGUCGAGUGGGCACAGAUGCCGAAAAAUCUGUAAUAUAA
Musca vetustissima is the source of this 1329-nucleotide messenger RNA. RefSeq names its product protein draper. Bases 1 to 1329 code for a protein of 442 amino acids. NCBI's taxonomy places the organism in Eukaryota, Metazoa, Arthropoda, Insecta, Diptera, Muscidae. The transcript has 2 exons. The record is from RefSeq and is a predicted model, not a curated record.